Messenger RNA from Knipowitschia caucasica, 654 nucleotides. NCBI's taxonomy places the organism in Eukaryota, Metazoa, Chordata, Actinopteri, Gobiiformes, Gobiidae. The record is from the annotation of a GenBank genome assembly.
AUGACCCUGGCCCAAAACUGCUCCGGUUUCCGCACUUGCUCGCAGUGCCUGGAGCAGCCCGAGUGCGGCUGGUGCGGGGACCCCACCAGCACCGGGAAGGGCCUGUGCAUGGAGGGCUCCUACAGGGGCCCCAUGAAGAGACCGUCCAAACAGGGUCAACAGGGUCAGACCACGGACAUGAACCUGGAGCCCGGACUCUGCCCCAAAGACAAAGGCUUCGAGUGGGCCUUCAUCAACUGCCCCGCCUGCCAGUGUAACGGCCACAGCACGUGUGUGAACGUCAGUGUGUGUGAGCAGUGCCGGAACCUGACCACGGGCCCCCACUGUCAGACCUGUAUGCCCGGUUUCCAUGGCGACCCCACCAACGGAGGAAAGUGCCAAGCCUGCAAGUGCAACAGUCACGCAAAUGUUUGCCAAGUUCUAACUGGAAAAUGCUUCUGUACGACCAAAGGGAUCAAAGGAGACCAGUGCCAGCUUGAAACGUCUCCACGGCAACAGACGACGGCGGCUCCGGCCUCUGCGGCGGCGGCUCCAGCCUCUGCAGCGGCGGCUCCGGCCUCUGCAGCGGCGGCUCCGGCCUCUGCGGCGGCGGCUCCGGCCUCUGCGGCGGCGGCUCCGGCCUCUGCGGCGGCGGCUCCGGCCUCUGCGGCGUAA